This is a messenger RNA of Pyricularia oryzae 70-15, 309 nucleotides long. RefSeq lists its product as uncharacterized. The record is from RefSeq and is a predicted model, not a curated record. Lineage: Eukaryota; Fungi; Ascomycota; Sordariomycetes; Magnaporthales; Pyriculariaceae. The coding region runs from base 1 to 309 and encodes 102 amino acids. The transcript has 2 exons.
AUGGGCUGGGAGCAGAAAUUCGACGGCGUGAACAAGCGCCCAGCCGAAUUGCCGAGCCAGCUGUCGCAAGUUCUGGCCCAGAAAUUACGCUGGAAGAACGGGGCCAAUUGUCGCUGGAACUUUCAGUUGCUGUUGUGUUGGAGGCAGAAAACAGACCUCUCCUUCGCCGGAUCGCCGUGGGCCACGAGUUUGACACAAGGACGCUCUCCCCGUCUGAUUUCCGGGAUCUGCAGGGUCUGCUUCCUUUGUUCACCAUGGCGUCGUCGCGUGGCACCAUCGUCCUCUCCGGUAGGCAUUGAGUACUGCUGA